AGGCAACGGCCCCUAAAGAGCAGAGAAUCAAUCUGCCAUCUGACGAGCGAUGAGAUGAAUGUGGUGACGAAGGUAUAAACUAAACUUCUCUGCACAUUUGAACAGUUUUGGGGUUUUCCCCCUUGAAAAGAAGGAUUUGAAAUCCUCAUAGAAGUUUUUCAGCAUUUUGACUCGAGCGAAUACUCUGAGAGGAGUUUGUGAAGAUGGACUGUGAUCAUGAGGAUGAACAUGGUGGCCGCUCACCGACUGGAUCAAAAUCUAGCAUUCGUGAAGAUGAGGCACAAACUAAUCCAGCUCCUGCUAUAUCCACUUUUCAGCACUCUGAGUCAUCUAAUAACAAGGACAUGGAAUCUGCUAGAAUGUGUCUAAAGGACAGUGAACUCUCACCAACAGAUGAACUCUCUGAUGGGAGGGAAAACUCAUGCCUUAUUUCUCCUAUCACCAAAUCCAAACCACUCGCAUUUGACGUGCAUAUAAAAGAAGUCCCAGUAGAUGUGAAAACUGCUUUUCAGGAUGAUCUAAACCCUCCUGUGAGCGACAUCAGCGGUGCCUUUCCUGUCUGCAUUCAACUGCCUGCAAACCAUCGUAAAAAUAUGGCUACUUUUAAAACAACACACCGUCAUCGCAAAAUCAGCCAUUGUUCCACCUCCACCAUCAAAAGUGGACUGAGCCUGAGAGCCCCCGUUGAAGAUCUGUGCGCAUCCGUCCUGUUGGCGUGUCUGUUCUGCAGGUUUUGGGACUGCGUGCUGGCGCUGGGUGAUGGGUGUCAGUUCUGCGUGGCGUCUCUGUGUUCCUCCUUCUGCUCGAGCAUGUGCUGCUGCGAUCCCUCCUCUCUGGAGGAUCUGUUAGAUUUGUGUCCGUGCUGCAGUUGUGCUGAAUAUGUGGAGGCGUGCGGCUGCAGCUGUGGAGAAAACACCUUCGACUGCUCCAUCUGCGACCUGUGUCUGCAGACCAGCGAGUGUCUGGAGCUCGGCAUGGAGCUCUCGCAGCUGCUGUUUCACUAGAUGUCUCAUGACCGUCCCAUUAAAGCUGGAAUGGAAUGCGGCAAAUGCAAUGUGCUGAUUUUAUAAGCAUGAAACUAAAAUGCGCUGGUUGAUGGUGGCUGUGAUGCUGCACGGCUGCAUUUUGAUACUGCAUCAGAGGACAAAAAUUAAGCGUAUAGUGUUUACAUAUCAUCUGAAAGAGAAUGUAACAAAAUAUUAAGGUUUAUUCUCUGUCUUUUUUUAUUUUGAAAAAUUUGAGGGUAAAUAGCAUUGGUGGAAUUGUAAAAUGUAAACUUAUUUAAUAUAAAGUCUGUGUGAACUGGAAGUGGCUGAGACUUUUAUUUCAGGACGUUGAUGUACUUAUAAUUGUGCGUUCACAUUGAUGGCGGCAGGACGUCAAAGCGCUGCUCCACCAGCGAGACCGUCAAAAUUCACUACAUUAAUCUCGUAUUUAAAUAGACCGUUGCAGCAUAUCAACAAAUCAGUUAC
Danio aesculapii is the source of this 1472-nucleotide messenger RNA. RefSeq lists its product as uncharacterized. The transcript has 6 exons. Lineage: Eukaryota; Metazoa; Chordata; Actinopteri; Cypriniformes; Danionidae. The coding region runs from base 204 to 1004 and encodes 266 amino acids. The record is from RefSeq and is a predicted model, not a curated record.